GCUGACUGCUGAAUUUCCUUUUUUUGCAGUGGAUCCUUGAGAAGAGUGUUGUUAAAAAAUCACUGGACAAUCACUCUCUUGAAUUGAAGUCCUUUUGAUAAGGACCCACAGUGAAAAUGGCUGAAAAGGAGAGAGAGGUAAAGGCCACCUUGAGCCAGGAAUCGAUCAAAGUGAUUGGUGAAUGUGUGGGCGUGUCCUCUCUUAAUGAAGAAGUGGCUACCUUUCUUGCUGAUGACGUUACUUUCAGACUUAAGAUGAUGAUACAGGAAGCAGCCAAAUUUAUGAGGCAUGCUAAGCGAGUGAAGUUAUCUACUGCUGACUUUGAUCAUGCCAUCAGAGUUCAGAACAUUGAGCCAUUGUACGGUUUUAGCACCGAGGAGCACAUUCCUUUCCGCUAUGCGAGUGGAGGAGGAAGAGAGCUUCACUUUGUUGAAGAGAAGGAAUUAGAUCUCUCUGAUAUCAUCAAUUCAUCCAUGCCUAAGAUUCCACUAGAUGUCAGUCUCAAAGCUCAUUGGUUAAGCAUUGAAGGAACUCAGCCAGCCAUUCCAGAGAAUCCACCUCCUGUGGACACACAUACCCAGAAAGUGGAAUCCCAGGAUGCAUUGCACACCAAGAAACCGUCAGCCAAGGCAGAGAAGAAGUCUGGUAAAGGUGACAUGGGAAAGACUGCUGCUGCGUUGCUUGCCAAGGCUAAAGGUCUCACAUCAGAUCCGGUCAAACUCAAAGGUGUCCUCGUCCAUGAACUAUCUGUAGAGCAGCAACUUUACUACAAAGAGAUCACUGAAGCUUGUGUUGGUUCCUCAGAAACAAAGAGAGCUGAAGCACUUCACAGUCUAGCGAGUGACCCAGGCUUAUAUCAGGUGGUACCAAGAUUCAGUAUGUUCAUCGCAGAAGGAGUCAAGGUUAAUGUCGUCCAGAAUAACUUAGCGAUCCUCAUUUAUCUCAUGCGCAUGGUCAGGGCACUCAUGGACAACUCAACACUCUACCUUGAAAAAUAUCUUCAUGAACUGAUCCCAGCUGUAAUGACAUGUAUUGUGAGCAGGCAACUUAGUCUUCGUCCAGACGCUGAUAAUCAUUGGGCCCUGAGGGACUUUGCAGCCAGGCUUAUGGCUAGUAUGUGUAGGAAGUUUAGUACAACAACAAACAACAUGCAAGCAAGAAUCUCAAAGACAUUUGAUGAAUCUGUCUCCAAGGACAAGGCUCCUCUUGCUACUAUCUAUGGAGCAUUGGUUGGUCUUGCUGAGCUUGGCCCAGAGGUGAUGAAGACGUUGGUGAUUCCUAAAGUGAGGAUGCUAGGAGAACGUCUGAGGACCAUGUCUGAGAGUCUGAUUAUCAGUAACCCUGAUAAGAUAGCAGCAGAACAUCUCAAACAGCUUGUACAGAAACACUGCGCACCAUAUUUAAAGGGAGUUAGAAGCACACCCGAUGUUCUUCAUGAAUACGAGGAGGAGUUUGGUUACCUCGGACCUUUUCUCUUCUCUCAUGUCACUAAGCUACGAUUUCAACCCAGCACCGCUACAACACACAGCGGCUCAACCCUGACAACAAACAGGCCUAUCAUACCAAUACCUCAGGGACGACCUUCUUCCAUCAUCACCUCUGGGAGAUCACUAUCAUCAUCUAGCUUUAGCCCUAAGACACCAUCCCUACUUUCUCCAACGGGAAGUAGUCUACAGAAAACCCUAUCCUCGGGAAGCACACCGUCUAGUCAACCAAAGUAUGUUCUGGUCUCUGCUACAGGAUCUGGGAGGAACUCAUCACAAACUAGUCCUGUUUUGAGCGGUCCUUCUACACCAACAUCCAGUGUCUUCAAGCUUAACACCAAGUCAUUAUCGAAGUCCCUAAGCUCUUCACUCUCAUCAUCACUGUCCCCCAAUCAGACUAUUGUGAUGUCGCCUUCAGGGACUGUCAAGACUGAGAGAAAGUCACCACCUGCUACAACCACUGCUUCGGGAACGACUAACAUGCUGAUGUCGUUAGCUCAGGCUGCUACCAUGCAGACACCCAUUAGAUCAUCAAGCAAUGAGGAACAGUCUCAAGGAUCGUAGCAGAAACUGUACUGAUCUGCAUUUAUAGUUGUCCAUGUUCAUUGGGUGUUGAGAGACACUGCUGCAAUGCAAACACCCAUUAGAUCAUCAAGCAAUGAAGAACACUCUCAAGGAUUGUAGCCGAAACUGUACAGAUCUGCAUUUUGAGUUGUCCAUGUUGCUUGGGUGUUGAAGGACACUGCUGCAAUGCAAGCACCCAAUAGACCAUCUAGUAGGGAUUCAGGUCCGUAUUCUGAAGUCGGGUUUAACUUGAACGCAGGCUUAGGUUUGUUUUGCAUGCAAUGAAGGCCACACCGGAGGAUCAAAGCAAAUUGUCAGACCCAUAGGACCAUAUUCUCAAAGGACUGAUGUAAGGGGUGUAGUGAUUCAGUUUCAACCUCCUAGGCACGGGUGACAAGUAAGAAAUGAUAUCAAGAGUCUUACGAAUUCAUAUCCAUAUAAUUCUCAAUGAUGGUAUUAUUCCAUAUCAAUAUUGAAGAGUUGAUGCAUCCCGGAGAAUGUUUGUAGUAAUCAUAUGUUACUGCAUAGUGACUGUUCUAGUUCAAGAACUAGCAGAAAUUGGGUAAAUUGAUUCUUUUGCUUUGAGUUGCAAUUCUGCAGUGUCGAAUAGAUAAUGUGAGUCAGAAAAGAUGCUAGAUAUUUUUGCAGGCAGAAAAUCUCUUAAUCCUUCCACCCCUCUCCCCCUUAAAAAAAAGGAGAAAAUAAUUUUUCACAUUGCUAAUGAUAUCCAUUACAGAAGAAGUUCACACUAAUUGAUCAUUUGUGAUCAGACUUUAUCUUUCACUGAAAUAGAAAAUUCAAGUGUUGAUAAUCAUGCUUCUAAAACUGAGAUGAUUGAUGUAAAAUCACCUUUUAUGGUAAAUUUAAAAUGUGGUGAAUGUCCAGAAGAAAUGUGUGAAAAUAAGAAUUUGGUCUAUUCCAAUCCAAAUCAGUGCAAUGUUUGCUCAAACAAAGAAGUUUAGACAGGCAUUAUAAUCAUGAUGUGACAUAAAGCUUCACAAUGCAUCGCAGUAUAGUAUCAUUAAAUUCAUUGAAGUUUGAUUGUUUGUAUGUUAUCACCACAUUUUGAAGCCAUUGGCUGUUCGUUAAAAGAUGGUGAUUAUGGGUAUGACAAAACGAAAAGAAAUUUGUUGAUAUGAACCUAUGUAGAAAGAACAUUUUGGAGCAUUGCAAGAAACUUGCGAUCAAUUGCAAGUAAAUUUUGGGUCCCAAAGUCAAUCGUAAGUUAAUUGCACAUUUCCACUCUAGUACCAUUUAGCUUUAAAAAAAUAAAGAAACAAAAGGGACGUUCAUUCUGAGUUUAUCGUAAAAGAAAAAAAAAUGUUUGAUAUGUUGGUGACGGUUUGAUAAAAAAUCCAUCAAAGAAUUUUUAAAAAUUCUUAGAAUUGAAGAGUUUUGAUAUGUGACAUUAUAUGCCAGCAGCUUUCCUACAUAUUGUGUGGUAAUGAAAUUUCCUUUUCUCAUAAAAUUAAAUUGUUUUAUUGUACCUUCAGUUUAUCAAUAGACAAAGUCAUUUCACACUCGAUCCUGAAAGAGAGAAAAAAAAAUGAGUCAUUAUGAGCCAUUAAAAGUCUCGAGUUUAUACAUUUUAUUUGACACAUAAUAUGGGGCAGCCGCUCGUAUAUGACAUCGGAAAUCAAAACUUAAAAUUCUAAUAACUUUUCUAAUCUAUGGAUACUCCUCAAAACUUCAACAAUUUAUUUUUUCUGGUAUUUUCAAACAAACUUUUUGUCAGGUGAACUUCCCCUUUAAUUACUUUGCUAAAAUCAAUUGUGAAUUUGAAAUGGAUAUUUGCAAUUAUUGCUAAUGAUUCCUUGCAACAUCCCAAGAAGGGCUAUUUCCAGC
Lytechinus variegatus (green sea urchin) is the source of this 3893-nucleotide messenger RNA. RefSeq names its product transcription initiation factor TFIID subunit 6-like (gene taf6). Bases 117 to 2048 code for a protein of 643 amino acids. NCBI's taxonomy places the organism in Eukaryota, Metazoa, Echinodermata, Echinoidea, Temnopleuroida, Toxopneustidae. Gene Ontology annotation, cellular component: transcription factor TFIID complex; SLIK (SAGA-like) complex; SAGA complex. The record is from RefSeq and is a predicted model, not a curated record. The transcript has 14 exons. Gene Ontology annotation, biological process: RNA polymerase II preinitiation complex assembly; transcription initiation at RNA polymerase II promoter. Gene Ontology annotation, molecular function: transcription coactivator activity; protein heterodimerization activity; RNA polymerase II general transcription initiation factor activity.